Molecule: messenger RNA, 2037 nt
Organism: Poeciliopsis prolifica (blackstripe livebearer)
Lineage: Eukaryota; Metazoa; Chordata; Actinopteri; Cyprinodontiformes; Poeciliidae
Gene: stx7l
Product: syntaxin 7-like
Exons: 10
Coding region: 128-895 (255 amino acids)
Biological process (GO): vesicle fusion; intracellular protein transport; vesicle-mediated transport
Cellular component (GO): SNARE complex; endomembrane system; synaptic vesicle
Molecular function (GO): SNARE binding; SNAP receptor activity
Source: RefSeq, a predicted model, not a curated record
UAUUAAAGCCCAGCCGACGAUGCGAUGGUGGCUGGGCGCAGACGACAUCAUGUGACAGGGGAGUGGCUCCAAAUCAGGAAACACACACACAAACAGCACCGCUGCGACUCUCUGCAAAGCUGUCGCCAUGGCGUACCACGCUGGGAUUCCGGAGGAUCCCAAUGUUUUGGUCCAGAACAUCAGCUCCAACAUCCAGCGGAUCACGCUGCUGACCUCGGAGUUGCAGAGAGCGGUAUUUCUGCUGGGGACCGACCAGGACAGCAACCAGCUCAGACAGACGCUUCAACAAAAACAACAGCAAGGCAACCAGCUGGCAAAAGACACCGACAAACUGAUGAAAGUCUUCACUUCCCUUCCUAUUGGCCCAGAUCAGCGGCAAAGGAAGCUACAGAAAGAUCGGCUGCUGAACGACUUCUCCGCUGCUCUGAACAGCUUGCAGAAGACGCAGCGGCAGGCGGCCGACAAAGAGCGGGAAUUUGUCGCUCGGGUCCGAGCCAGCUCCAGACUGUCGGGAGGUCAGCCUGACGACAGCUUUGGAAAUGCACCUCCAAGUUACUCCCAGGUGCAAUCACAAGCGGAGAUCAUCACCGAGGAAGACCUGAGACUGAUCCAGGAGAGGGAGACGGCCAUCAGGCAGCUGGAGUCCGACAUCACAGACAUAAAUGACAUCUUUAAGGAUCUGGGCAUGAUGGUUCAUGAGCAGGGAGACAUGAUAGACAGUAUAGAAGCUAACGUGGAGAGUGCGGAUGCCCAUGUUCAGUCUGGCCAACAGCAACUUGCAAGAGCUGCGGAAUAUCAGCGGAGCUCCCGGAAGAAGAUUUGCAUCCUGCUGAUAGUCCUGGCCGUCGCUGGUGUCGUAAUAGGACUUAUUAUUUGGGGCGCUGUCAAAAAAUAAGACCUUCCUCUUCUUGUUGAUGUUGUCACCUUUGACAAAAUAUGAAACACAAUCCCCCUUAUCCUAAGUUGUCUGUCUAUCUUACCGUCGUCAGCCUAUUACAAAAUUUGUUUGCCUUGUUUUUGACAAUGAUGGUAGUUUUAUUGUGAAGGGGCGCCUUAUGUGAAUCAUUUGAUUUAGAUGAUAGUGUUUAUUUUUUUUCUUAUUGCUUCAUUUAAUAAGUGAUGCCACAGCCAUUUUCCAAGUCUUUCCUUUGAAUCUAAUGAUUGUAUAGAUUAUAGAGAAUGUCUUGGUAUAAUGAAUUAAUAUGGAGGUAAUUAUUGAUCAUCCUUCUCAGUGCUUCUUCCUGUCAGGUUACGAAUUAUAACUUCAGACAAACCAAAUUCACCUAAUGCUAUGCUUUAAGUUGGGAAUGUGUGCAGCAAUCGAAAUGAUUGAGAGAAUGCACAUUUAGCAGAUUGAGCUGCAUUUAACACAUUAAAUAAAAAUUUGAAUGUAAAGCUGUCUAACAUUCCAGACAAUAGAGGUGAGAUUUGUUCCUUAGGUUCUUUAUUUCCAAUCAAAAAUAACACGUUUUGUGGGUCCAAUAAUGUAUAUACUGUCCAUCCUGUACAUAAUUCACCUGGUGAGGGCUGAGAAAUUCUGAGAAAUGUUUUUUUUAUUCCCCUGUUUUUUUUUUGUGUGUGUGGUUUAUUUCAACCCACUGACAUUUGACACUCCUGUGCAGCUUUACAAUAAUUGUUUUUUUUUUUGGUUGAUAUGAUCUCAUAUUCAUUUGUAAAAGAAAAUAUUCAAUUACUGUAGUUCAGAAGAAACCGUGUGACCAUUUAUUGGACUGCUACUUAUUAUUCAUUGUAUCAUAUACUGUACAUGACCAAUCCCAAACACAAGCCAAAGCCCAUGAAGGCCCUGGUAUCGUAUGUACAGUCUUGUAAUAAAAGACAGACAUUAAUGCUACAGUUUCAGAAAUGUUCUAAUGCCUUUGUAAAAUCUUUUUCCGAUGUAUGAUAAUAUGGGGGUUUAGGAUCUGAUUGUAAUUCUCAAUAAAUUACAGAACAAAACGAGUGCAGAUUCCCUGUCACUGGAUGGAAAAGCUGCAUACGGAUCGACAUCUCAGAAAUUAAAUGUAUUGUGAAAAGGUC